This is a messenger RNA of Triticum dicoccoides, 3135 nucleotides long. Its product is annotated as 26S proteasome non-ATPase regulatory subunit 2 homolog A-like. The transcript has 25 exons. Gene Ontology annotation, cellular component: proteasome storage granule; proteasome complex; nucleus. Gene Ontology annotation, molecular function: enzyme regulator activity. NCBI's taxonomy places the organism in Eukaryota, Viridiplantae, Streptophyta, Magnoliopsida, Poales, Poaceae. Gene Ontology annotation, biological process: regulation of protein catabolic process; proteasome-mediated ubiquitin-dependent protein catabolic process. Bases 174 to 2783 code for a protein of 869 amino acids. The record is from RefSeq and is a predicted model, not a curated record.
GAUCACCACACCAGCCAACUCAAAUCCUCCCUCCCUCCCAUUCCGAUUCCCCAGCGACUCCCCGAACCCCCUCGUAAACCCUACCUCGCCGCGCGAGGGCGCCAGCCGCGGUGGCGGAGCGCCCGCAUCCGCCCCUUCCCCGCCUUCCCCGCCCCGCCGCAGCAGGCAAGGGCAUGGGGAAGAUGAAGGGGGACAAUCUGCCGGAGGAGGAUCGCGAGCUCAAGGCGCGUCUCGAGGAUUGCGUGGAGCGGGCGCAGAGCCGCGACCCCCGCCUCCGGGUAGGCGCCAUCGACACCCUGAGGAAAGAGGUUUGUGCGGCGACAAGCUCAAUGACGUCUGUCCCGAAACCACUCAAAUUCCUCCGUGCACACUACGGAACUCUCAAGGCUUGCUUUCAGAGAAUGCGGGAUCCUGCACAGAAGAAACAUAUGGCUGACAUUCUGUCAGUAUUGGCCUUGACAGCGUCUGCUGAAGGAGAAAGGGAAAGCCUGAAGUACUGUAUGAUGGGCUCUUUAGUUGAUAUAUGUUCAUGGGGUCAUGAAUACGUGAGAAACUUGGCUUUUGAAAUUGGAGAAGAAUGGAAGUUCAAUGACUCAUCAACGCCAAUUGAAUCCAAAAUAAAACUAGUGCUGGAAAUUGUCAAAUUUCACAUGAAGCAUAAUGCUGAAACUGAAGCUCUGGAUUUUUUGAUGAAGGUUGGAUACCUUGAGUUGCUUUCAGAUGAAAAAAAAGAAGAAUACAUUAUGAGGCUACUUCAUCUUGUUGACUCUACCAACUACAAAAGGGCAUGCUUGUAUUUGACUAGUUGUUCUAAAUACUUAUCUACACCCGACCAUAAGGCCACACUUGACAUUGCCUAUGACAUGUAUAUGAAGUUUAGGGAUCUUGGAAGUGCUUUAAGGAUUGUGCUUUUGGUCAACGACCACAAGUAUUGUGGUCAGAAUGUGAAGAUGAAGAAGGUAUUUGCAGAAACUAAAGAUUUCUCACUGAAGCAGCAAUUUGCAUUUAUGAUAGCACGCUAUGGUUUAAGCAUGGAGAUUGAUGAUGAGAUGGUUGCAGAUGAAAAUGAGAAGAAUGCUUUGCAGGAAGUGGUUUAUAACACCAAACUGAGUAAGGGGUACCAUAUCCUUGCGCGGGAUAUUGGUGUCAUGGAGCCAAAAUCUCCAGAGGACAUAUAUAAGGUUCAUCUGAUUGGCGGCCGAGGUACCAAAAGCUCCAGCCCUGAUUCUGCAAGGCCGAAUUUGGCUGCAAUUUUUGUCAAUGCAUUUGUGAAUGCUGGUUAUUGCCAGGACAAACUCAUGACUGCAAUACCAGAUUCUUUGCUAUUCAAGAACAACGAACUUUGGAGAGCCAGUGUAGUAGCUAGUCUGGGAAUGAUACAUAUGUGGGAUCCUGAUUCAGGAUUUCCCAAACUUGACAAGUACCUGCACAGCAAUGCUACUAAUGUCGUUGCAGGAACUUUUUUAGGUAUAGGCAUUGUCUCUUCUGGUGUGAAGAAUUAUCGGGAUCAUGCACUUGCUCUUAUUUCUGAGUAUAGCAAGGGUGCAGCAUCAGUUACACGGAUCGGGGGAUUCUUGGGUCUUGGUAUUGCUUAUGCUGGGUCCCGGAAAGACGAGCUUAAAUCACAUUUCUCAAGUACCUUGAGUAACCCCCAAACACCUUUGGAGGACUUAGUGUUCUCUGCCAUCUCCUUGGGAUUGGUGUUUGUUGGUUCCUGCAAUGAAGAGAUUGCAGAGUCAAUCAUAUCUGUCUUGAAAAAUCACAGUAAAGAGCUUACAGAGCCCAUUAUUCAUCUACUUCCAGUUGCCCUUGGCCUUCUAUAUCUUGGAAAACAGGAGAUGGUAGUUGCUACUGCUGCUAAGGUUUCUGAAACAUUGGAAGAACCAUUAAAGAAGUACUGUGGCCUGACUCUUACGUCUUUGGCAUAUGCUGGGACAGGGAAUGUGCUUAAGGUUCAGGAGCUCCUUUGUAGUUGCUCAGAUAAACUUGUGAAAGGUGGAAGUGACCAAGGGCCAGCAGUCCUUGGAAUUGCUCUUAUUGCCAUGGCUGAAGGAUUAGGAGCUGAAAUGGCUGUACGGUCCCUCGAGCAGCUUUUACAGUAUGGUGAUUGUAGUAUUAGAAGAGCAGUUCCUCUUGCUCUUGGCAUGCUCUGCAUAUCCAAUCCAAAGGCAGUUGUUGUGGACACACUGAAUAGACUGAGCCAUGAUGCGGACGGUGCAGUGUCGAUGGCUGCAAUCAUCUCACUGGGCUUGAUAGGUGCUGGUACAAACAAUGCACGUAUAGCCGGAUUGCUUCGUAAGCUCUCAAGUCAGCAAUAUGGCGGUUAUCUGUAUUGUGUGAGGAUUGCACAGGGUCUUGUUCACCUUGGGAAGGGCUUGCUGACACUUGACCCAUGCCACUCUGACAGGCUACUUCUAUCUCCCGUAGCACUAGCUGGGCUUGCAACCGUUCUGUACGCAUGCCUUGACAUGCAACCCAUCAUCGUCGCAAAGUAUCCCUACAUGCUAUACAUCCUCGCCCUCGCUAUGCAGCCUAGGAUGUUACUGACUGUGGAUGAGGAUCUCAAGCCCCUACAUGUGCCUGUUCGUGUCGGCCAAGCAGUCGACGUGGUCGGUCAGGCGGGAAGUCCCAGGACCAUCACUGGCUUCCAGACGUACAACACGCCUGUAGUGCUUGCUGCAGGGGAGCAAGCUGAGCUAGCAACUGAAAAAUAUAUUCCGCUGACACCAGUUCUGGAGGGCUUUGUGAUCCUGAGGAAGAACCCAGAGCAUCAUGAAGAUUGAGAGAUUGGUGCGAUGCAAGCGGAAGCGGAUCUGCGGAUGGAGUGUCAUGAACAGGCUUGGUCAACAUCUAACUGUCACACAAGCAAGUGACAAUGACUAUUGUGAAGAGGCUGCAAAUAUUCCUUAACAGAGUACAGGGACAAUACAAAAGUAUAGAAUAGCUCAGGGGUCAAUGUACAGAGGGAGAUUGGGUCGAUGGUUCUUCGAAAAGAGGAGAAGCAACUUUGUCGGAACGGGGAACAGAAACAGAUGGCUGCAUAGCAUAACCUCAAUCAAAUUUUGUGUUUUCACUCACUAGACUGUUUUUGAGAUGCAUAUAAUAGACAUACUCAGUUGUCCGAUGUUUUCUGCC